Anguilla anguilla (European eel) is the source of this 1072-nucleotide messenger RNA. Its product is annotated as immunoglobulin lambda-1 light chain-like. The transcript is spliced from 4 exons. Lineage: Eukaryota; Metazoa; Chordata; Actinopteri; Anguilliformes; Anguillidae. The record is from RefSeq and is a predicted model, not a curated record. The coding region runs from base 117 to 833 and encodes 238 amino acids.
CCAUCGUACUGACUGGCCCCUUAUAGCUGGGUCCUGCAGCCUCUCCUCUCCUCACACUCCAACCUGCUCAUCUCUCAGCUGGACAGUAAGGGCCGUUCACACCACACACUGACAACAUGUUGGGGACACUCUGCACUCUCAUCACUGUGCUCUCAUGUGUGAGUGGAGUAACAGUGGUGACACAGAAGCCUCCUGUUCUGUCAGUGAGUAAAGGAGAUACGGCCACUUUAGACUGUAAUGUUGGGACUGGGGGUGAUAGGGCUGUCUGGACCAAGCAGGUUCCAGGUGGAGUUCCUCAGUUUGUGCUGUAUUUCUACCAUUCAAACAGCGCUCCCACAUAUGGAGCUGGUUUCUCCUCUCCCCGCUUCACAUUGAAUCAUCAGAGUAAAUCUGAUUAUCGAAUGAUAAUUAAAACUGUGGAGGCAGGAGACUCAGCAGUGUAUUACUGCACCACAUGGGAUGGCUCUGCUAAAGAGUGGGUAUUUGGCCAAGGCACCAAGCUGAUUGUCACUGAUUCUUCUCUUGCUGCGCCUACCCUCUCUCUCCUGCCUCCAUCCAGCGAGGAGCUGAAGACAAAUAAAGCCACGGUGGUGUGCCUGGCGCAGAUGUCUGUUGGGUUCGCUGAUGUCAGCUGGACAUCGGACGGGAAACCAGUUACCGGCGGGGUUUUUACCGGCACCGCCGAACAGAAACCCGACAAAACCUUCGGUUUGAGCAGCUUCUUAACCAUCACGCCCUCCGAAUGGAUUACCGACCGCGUCUUUACCUGUAAAGUAUCUUCCGCGUCUAAAACCUCAGAGAAAAGUAUCAAAAAGUCUGACUGCAGCGAGUAAACUUCGUGCUUUCCCGUAUCAAACGUUUGAUCUCGCGUUGUAUCUGCAGUAAUCUCGCUAUAGACUAUAGGCUUAGUAAAUGUAAGUGAAUUGUUUUUAAAAUAACAUUAGUACACUUUCGAGAUUAAAUGUUGGUUAUUCCAUGCGUUUAUUUGAGGAUUGAGUUUUUCCCCCGGUAUGCUUGCAUUGUGCCGCGAUUAAAUAGAAAUCAUUGCAUUAAAAUAUUGCAUUAAAAUGCU